GCCCUCCAAGAAACAGUAAACAAGGGAAUUCUGACUCGCAAGGCAAGAACCUCCCGAUCGCCGCUGGAGUUGCUUUUAUUACUCCCGGCAAAGGGUCAACGAGCGUGGACGAGAGCGUGUGUGGCUCAACAAGUUCGCCUGACGUCGAAACCACAUCCUCUAUGAUUUUGCUAGUUAUGGUUCACCAUAGAGAUCGCCCACACGUUGAAGUGAGCGUCUACGCGCUACUCGACGACGGAAGCGACUCCACGUUCGUGACAAAUUCCACUCUUAAGGAGCUUGGACUAGAAGGAACCGAAGUGUCCCUCAAGCUUAACACCAUGCACGGUAAGGAAAGCAUACCUGCGCAGAAAGUCGAGGGGCUGGUUGUUCAAAGGCUUGACAGACAAACCGUGAUAAAACUUCCGAAGGCGUACUCGAGAGAAUCAAUCCCAGCCAGGAGAAACCAAAUACCGACCCCUGAAAUCGCAAGUAAAUGGCGACACCUAACGAAGAUAAAGGAUGAGAUACCUCCUGUACAGCAUGACGUCGAAGUCGGCCUUUUGAUAGGUUGUAACUGUCCAAAGGCCCUCAAGCCCCAAGAGGUCAUCCUUGGAAACGACAAUGACCCAUACGCGGUAAGAACUAAACUAGGAUGGGGAAUUAUUGGUCCAGUGAGUCCUUCCUCUCUAGACAACGAAGACGACGCUUCUUUCUGUCAUAGGAUCGUCACUUGUGAAGUUGGUAACACGAGACGCGAUGGAAAGUUUGUAGUCGAUAACCAAACGAAGGAAGUCAUCAACCCCUUUGAAGUCCGGAGAAUGUUCGAACUAGAUUUUUCCGAACAAUACCACCAUGUUAAGGAGUUUUCCCAGGAAGAUCUGAAGUUUCUGGAGAUCGUUAAGCACGGCAUCAGCCUUCAAGACGGUCAUUACGAGAUGCCACUACCUAUGAAGGACAGAAAUCCGCUGUUACCAAACAACCGCGCAAUGGCUUGGAACCGACUCAAGCCCCUCAAGAAACGACUUGAAUCCAGCGAAACAUAUCGCCAACACUACGUGGAUUUCAUGAACAAGGUCAUGGACAAUGGUUAUGCUGAAAGGGUGCCAGAACAGGAGGUGACAGACACAGGCCGCAAGUCCAUCUGGUACAUUCCUCACCAUGGUGUGUACCACCCUAAGAAGCCCAAUAAAAUCAGGGUCGUUUUCGACUGCUCAGCACAGUAUCAAGGACAAUCCCUCAACAGUCAACUCUUGCAAGGACCUGACCUCACGAACAGUUUGACUGGCGUUCUCUACAGAUUUCGUCGAGAGUCGAUCGCACUCAUGUGCGACAUAGAAGCGAUGUUUUAUCAAGUAAGAGUACCACCAGAAGACAGAGACCUUCUGCGUUUCCUCUGGUGGGAAAACGGCGAUACAUCUAGAGAGCCUCAAGAGUACCGAAUGACUGUCCAUCUCUUCGGAGCUACAUCAUCACCAGGUUGCUCCAACUUUGCCCUCAAGGCUACAGCUGAUGACAAUGAAGCAGCUGUCGGUUCCGCGGCAGCAGAUUUUCUCCGACGCGACUUUUACGUGGACGAUGGAUUGAAGUCUGUGGCAUCAGUGGAAGAGGCAGUCGAAUUGGUGAAGGAUAUCAAAGAAAUGUGUAAACGAGGUGGCUUUAACCUACAUAAGUUCACGUCCAACAGAAAGGAAGUUAUCCAGCAGAUCCCAGUAUCCGAUAGAGCAGAGGGCAUCAAAGACCUGGAUUUCAGUCGCGAACACCUACCCAUGGAACGCGCCUUAGGAGUACAGUGGUGUAUAGAGUCGGAUACUUUCAAUUUCACCAUCUCCCUUAGAGACAGACCUUGCACAAGACGCGGAAUCCUUUCCACAAUCAGUUCGAUUUACGACCCACUCGGUUUCGUUGCUCCAGUCCUACUAGAAGGGAAGACCAUUCUACAGGAGCUUUGCAGAAAUAAUGCUGGAUGGGACGAUCCAGUUCCCAAUGAUGUACGAUCGAAAUGGUUUAUAUGGAAGGCCGAAUUAGAAGAAUUGCAAAAUUUCGCUAUCCCACGCUGUUACAAGCCUAUAGAUUUCGGAAGAGUCAUUAAGGCAGAGAUCCAUCACUUCUCGGACGCGAGUUUCAAGGGCUACGGGCAGUGCAGUUAUUUGAGACUGGUAAAUGAGAAUGGCAAAAUUUGCUGCGCUUUCGUACAAGGAAAGGCUCGAGUCACGCCUUUGAAAGCAGUAACCGUCCCGAGGCUAGAGCUCACAGCAGCUGUCCUAUCGGCACGAGUCAGCGAGCAGUUAAAGGGGGAGCUGGACAUCGAGAUAAC
Messenger RNA from Stylophora pistillata, 2296 nucleotides. RefSeq lists its product as uncharacterized. Gene Ontology annotation, molecular function: nucleic acid binding. NCBI's taxonomy places the organism in Eukaryota, Metazoa, Cnidaria, Anthozoa, Scleractinia, Pocilloporidae. Gene Ontology annotation, biological process: DNA integration. The record is from RefSeq and is a predicted model, not a curated record.